AUGGAGCAGAGCAACAAGCAGAAGCAGCAGACGCCGCAGGGCCACGCAGUGCCCGGUGUGUUCAGGAAAUGGGAGAAGCCUGGAGCCCGGACAAACAGAGACAAUCGGCUUGAUCUGAAGCUGCCCCACAGCCAUGGAAUGAAGAACGUCUGCCCCGAAAAGUCACAGAAACAGGCUUGGGUUCGGUCAGCGGAGACUAAGUACCAGUGUUCCGCCAACCCAGGAACAGAGCAGGCCCUGCAGGCGCAGCGAGAAGACAGAUUCCCGGGAACGCACUCAGGAGGAAAAAUGGAGAAAGUAACACUUCCCACGGAAACUACCAGAAACAUCCAGAAAAUGAAGCAGAAAAAUGCAGCCCAGGAAUCAGAAAAGGCCUCAGUCCGGUCAAUUAAACCUUGGAGUGACCAGGAAAUCCAGAGUUUCCUGCAAGAAUGGGAAUUUCUUGAACGUGAAGUGUACAGGGUGAAGAAGAAGUAUCACGUAGUAUCAAAAACAAUUGCCCAGCGUCUCAAGCAGAGAGGUAUGAAGAAGAGCUGGCAGGAAUGUCUCCAGAUGCUAAUAAGCUUGCAGGACUUAUACUUCACUAUUCAGGAGGCCAACCAGAGGCCAAGGUGCCUACCCUUGCCAUGUCCUUAUGGCGAGGCCCUGCACAGGAUUCUGGGAUACAGAUGGAAAAUCGGCGUCUUCUCAGGUCCUCCCUGUGCAGAUGCGGUUGACCUCGCACCUCCCCAGCACCAGCCCCAGGCCUGUGGCGUUCCCAUAGCCGUUCAGGAGCUGACGUGGGCCCCGACACCUGUGAUCUAUGUGGAAAAUCCUCCGGUACCCGAAUGGGAGCCCUGGAACACGAAUGGUCAUGCUCCAUAUAUGAAUCCUGCUUUUCCCCCAGCAGCCCCAGGCCCCCUACCACAGUGGGCCAUCUCUACUGACUGAUCCAGAUCUUGAAGACAAUUAGAAUCUGGAUCCCGAUUCUUCAGAAAGACUGAAAAGUAGCACAAUCUGUGUAUGUUAGUGCGUGACUCCUUCCCCUCCUCACCUGGUGCAAUGAGAAUAAAUGUGGAAUAAAUGAACGACCGUGACCUC
This is a messenger RNA of Mandrillus leucophaeus (drill), 1080 nucleotides long. RefSeq lists its product as uncharacterized. NCBI's taxonomy places the organism in Eukaryota, Metazoa, Chordata, Mammalia, Primates, Cercopithecidae. The coding region runs from base 1 to 930 and encodes 309 amino acids. The transcript is spliced from 5 exons. The record is from RefSeq and is a predicted model, not a curated record.